This is a messenger RNA of Austrofundulus limnaeus, 3731 nucleotides long. Its product is annotated as regulator of G-protein signaling 6. The coding region runs from base 388 to 1869 and encodes 493 amino acids. NCBI's taxonomy places the organism in Eukaryota, Metazoa, Chordata, Actinopteri, Cyprinodontiformes, Rivulidae. Gene Ontology annotation, molecular function: GTPase activator activity. The record is from RefSeq and is a predicted model, not a curated record. Gene Ontology annotation, cellular component: neuron projection; cytoplasm. The transcript is spliced from 17 exons. Gene Ontology annotation, biological process: G protein-coupled receptor signaling pathway; positive regulation of GTPase activity; intracellular signal transduction.
CUCUCCCUCACGCGCUCGCUCUUUAGCUCUCCGCUCGCUCUCAAGCACAUGCAGACACAGAGGGAGAGGAGAGAUGAACGGGGGGCUCGCAUGUGAGGUUCUCCUCAGCUGCCGGGGUAAGGCAGGUCUGGUGAAGACAGAAGAAGAGGAGGUCUAGAGGAAUACUGCAGUGAUCAGCCAGAUUAUUUUUCUUUUUUUUUCUUCUUCCCCCACUGAGUUUUAUCUCACUGCCUCACUGCUCUUGUCCCCCUUUCUUCUUCAUCCACUCUUCCUCUCAGUGAAACCAUGAAGAUGCCUGCUGCUUGUUGCUAAGGGGGGAGCCUACCAGUGGAAGCAGAGGGAACCAGGCGUUUAUUUUGUUUGUUUGUUUGGAAGGUCGUUGUGAAAAUGGCGGAGGGGUCCAAGGAUCAGGGAGGAACGGGCACGUCUGAGCCAGAAGAGGAUUCCCCCAAUAUGAUUGUCUACAGAAAGAUGGAAGACAUCGUUACACGAAUACAAGAUGAGAAAGCGGGAGGUGUUGCCAUUCGGACCGUUAAAAGCUUCCUCUCCAAGAUCCCAAGUGUCGUAUCAGGAACAGAUAUUGUCCAGUGGCUCAUGAAAAACCUCGCCAUUGAAGAUCCGGCUGAAGCCAUCCACCUUGGGAGUCUGAUCGCGGCCCAUGGCUACAUCUUCCCCAUCAACGACCACGUUCUGACACUAAAGGAUGAUGGAACCCUUUACCGCUUUCAGUCUCCAUACUUCUGGCCUUCAAACUGUUGGGAACCUGAGAACACAGACUAUGCCAUUUAUCUGUGCAAACGCACCAUGCAGAAUAAAGCCAGGCUUGAGCUCGCUGAUUACGAGGCAGAGAACCUCGCCCGGCUGCAGAGGGCUUUCGCCAGAAAGUGGGAAUUCAUCUUCAUGCAAGCUGAAGCUCAAGUCAAAAUCGACAGGAAGAAGGACAAGGCAGAGAGGAAGAUCCUUGACAGCCAGGAGAGAGCGUUCUGGGACGUUCACCGACCAGUGCCGGGCUGCGUCAACACCACAGAGAUGGACAUCCGCAAGUGUCGAAGAGAGAAGAACCCACACAGGGUGAAAAAGUCGGUCUAUGGGGUACCAGAUGACGGCCAGAGCCAGCCAAGUCCGGUCCACAUAAGCUCCCAGCCAGCCAGGAAGCCCACCAAAGAGGACGUUCAGAAGGAGAUCACCUUCUUGAACACCCAGCUGGACCGACACUGCAUGAAGGUUUCCAAAGUGGCCGACAGUUUGAUGACCUACACGGAGCAGUUCAUGGAAUACGACCCGUUUGCAUCGGUGGUGGAGCCCUCUAACCCCUGGGUUAGUGACGACACAACCUUCUGGGACGUGGAGACGAGCCGCGAUCCCAGCCAGCAGCGAGUGAAGAAGUGGGGGUUCUCCUUGGAGGAGGCGCUGAGGGACCCAGCAGGACAAGACCAGUUCCUGAAGUUUCUGGAGUCAGAGUUCAGCUCAGAGAAUUUACGGUUCUGGUUAGCAGUGCAGGAUCUGAAGCGAAGACCGUUCCACGAGGUGCCCCCCAGGGCUCAGGAGAUCUGGCAGGAGUUUCUGGCCGAGGGAGCGCCGAGUUCCAUCAACCUGGACUCUCACAGCUACGAGCGAACCAGCCAGAACCUCAAGGAUCCAGGACGAUACAGCUUUGAGGACGCUCAGGACCACAUAUUCCAGCUAAUGAAAAGUGACAGCUAUGCACGCUUUUUGCGAUCCAACAUCUACCAAGACCUCCUGCUGGCCAGAAAGAAGCAGCCAGCAGACACUGAACAGGGCCGCCGCACCUCCUUGGAGAAGUUCACCCGCAGUGUGGGCAAGUCUUUAACAGGAAAGCGCCUGACAGGCCUGAUGCAGUCAUCUUGACACAGCCUGUCCUGGAGGGGGAUCGCUGGACCCUGUUGGUGGGGGGACAGCCUCACAGGGGCUCAGACAGUGGAGCUGUGGCGAACAGGUCAGCUGUGGAGCCUCCCGAACACUGACCCGAGGUCUGCUGUCGGACUGGUAGUGCARCGCCAGGCCCGCCGGGGUGAACACCCCAAACGGAACCACUGAGGAGAAGACGAUGGCUACAAGAGGAACCUCAGCUAACAGAACCGCACGGCAUGCAGCAUCCGGACAGAGGCUGCUUCCUCUUCAUCACUUCAGUGGCAAACUUAAACUUAGGCUUGACUAAAAUGAUUGGUUUUCUUUUUUUUAUUUUUUUUUAUUUGUGUUGACAAAUGCUCCUUUUAAAUUGAAGAAAAUGAUCCAAAAUUAGCCAUUCCAAACUUCAACCAAAAUCCAACACAAAUCAGCUUCAUGUACAUCUCUGAUCCCCAAAGGCAACAAGCAAUAAAACMAUUCUGCAACAUUUUUAAUCCCUUAGAAUUAAGUCCAACCUCUUUUUAUAUUCUUGAAAUUUCUGUUUUCUGUUUUUUUAAGAYGUAACAAGUCAAACAGUCAACACAGUCCGCAGUUAUAAAAACAAAACCACGUUUUAUCCCUCAUGUUUUCUGCAAUCACGUCUACAGACCUGAUUUUCAAGGUGUAAUUUUUCAAGCUUCACUACAUUCCAGAAUCAGGCAUAAGGGCUUAAUGUAGCAACCAUACUGCACUGUUGCAUGUUUCAUCUGAACGUCUAAGUAAGCGUUUCUACAACAAAGACGGGUUUGGCUCUCGCAACGCCCGAGCGUCGACUUACAAAGUUACCAGAAAAAUAAAUCGACUCCAAAAGUCUGUGUGAAUACCUUAGAGGCCUAAGAAAAAAAAAAGUGGCACRGUGUGAAUUAUUGUGAUUUGAGCUUUUAGAUUAGGUGAAAUUACAGUCCACACUAAGUCUCCUACUAUAGAUUAGUGCUUAAAGUUUUCAGUGCCAUAGAGUGGUGGGGUCCACCUGUAUGACUCACUGGACCAGCAGCAGUGUGUGACAGAGCUCCAUCCUGCUGUGUUCACACCGUCAUGAAUGAUAAUCUGAAGUGGUUGAUCAUCCAAGGCUUGUUGGGAUUAUUUAAGUUCUGUUUACUGCAUGGAUAUCACAUCCUUAAUUUUGUCAAACCAAUGUCCGAUGCUGUCUUUUCUUUUGGUCUACUAAUCGUUACGUGUUUUUUGAAUAUGGAAAAUGGUGCAUGCUGGACCAUGUGGAGCAUGGAUGAACUCAGCGGCACACAUCCUGAACUGGAGCACGUUUUGUAGGCGAACGGACAUGGAAGCUCUGGAGUGGGAAGUCGUGCUGCGUGUUGCACACAGAGGCCUCUCUGCUCCACUGUGGCUGCUACCUUCUGCACACAGGAAGUGCUGCAAGUUUCUCCUCUCACAGCUCCUCCAUGUGGCCACUCACUGCUACAGUGACACCGCUGAAUGAUCCUCAUCUGUCAGUUUCUAGUAAUUACUUCAAUGCACUGUACAGGUCAUACUGCAAACCAUUAUUAAUGUUCUAAACAAGUAACCUCUUAAAUAUAAAAGGUAGAGAGAUGCUUAACUUGAGUCUGUGUACCAAAUGUUACAAAGACAGUAACAUUAUGURCCAAGUGCAUUGUAAAUUUAAACUGGUUACAAUUUAUUAUCCAAAAAAGCACACUUUAUUAUUCUUAUUCUUAUUAUAUGGGCACAUUACUAUGCAUGUCACAUAUUCAGGGCAUUUUGUGCUUUUAGUUUCUCAAUCAGCAAGAUAACUACUGGCACUGUAAAACACUCAAGCACCUGCUGUCCAUUCAUGGGUCCCAAAUAAUAAACUCUCUGGACCUGUC